Messenger RNA from Engraulis encrasicolus (European anchovy), 2975 nucleotides. Its product is annotated as melatonin receptor type 1C-like. Bases 189 to 1262 code for a protein of 357 amino acids. Gene Ontology annotation, cellular component: plasma membrane. Lineage: Eukaryota; Metazoa; Chordata; Actinopteri; Clupeiformes; Engraulidae. The record is from RefSeq and is a predicted model, not a curated record. The transcript is spliced from 3 exons. Gene Ontology annotation, molecular function: melatonin receptor activity. Gene Ontology annotation, biological process: G protein-coupled receptor signaling pathway.
GUAUGUUUCAGCGAUGUCGCGCAUUUAAUGGAAUUGCCGUUUUAAUUGCCAGUCUCUCGGAAGAUGUGAUGGAAAUGAACCUAGGGCGAAAGUGGGAUGGGAAGUGCUGUGCCAUUGUAAAAGUUCUCUGCUUUCUGCACAAGUUCGUGCUGUAAACCAUCCGUCGAGGGAGACUCGUUAUCUUUGUUAUGGAUCUUGAUGCAAACGUGAGCAUUGGAGAUUGUGUGUCCCGUAGCGCUAACGACAGUCAGCAGACAGUACAGCCCGUGUCCCCCGGCGCGACUACAGCGCUGGCCAGCGUGCUGAUAAUCACUAUCGUAGUUGACAUAAUCGGCAACCUUCUUGUCAUUCUCUCCGUCUUCAGGAACAAGAAACUGAGGAAUGCAGGGAACAUCUUUGUGGUGAGCCUGUCGGUGGCUGACUUGGUGGUAGCCGUCUACCCGUACCCUCUGGUGCUCACCGCCAUCUUCCACAACGACUGGGUCAUGGGCGACCUGCACUGCCAGGCGAGCGGCUUCAUCAUGGGCCUGAGCGUGAUCGGCUCCAUCUUCAACAUCACGGCCAUCGCCAUCAACCGCUACUGCUACAUCUGCCACAGCCUCCACUACGACCGGCUCUACAGCCUGAAGAACACCUUCUGCUACCUGGGCCUGACCUGGGCGCUCACGGCCAUCGCCACCGUGCCCAACUUCUUCGUGGGCUCCCUGCAGUACGACCCGCGCAUCUUCUCCUGCACCUUCGCCCAGACGGUCAGCUCCUACUACACCAUCUCCGUGGUGGUGGUGCACUUCCUCAUCCCCCUGCUGGUGGUCUCCUACUGCUACAUGCGCAUCUGGGUGCUCGUCAUUCAGGUGAAGCAUCGCGUGAAGCCCGACCCAAAGCCCAAGAUGAUGAAGCCGAGUGACCUGCGCAACUUCCUGACCAUGUUCAUGGUCUUCGUGCUCUUCGCCGUGUGCUGGGCGCCGCUCAACUUCAUCGGCCUGGCAGUGGCCAUCAACCCGGCGCGCGUGGCGCCCAACAUCCCCGAGUGGCUCUUCGUCACCAGCUACUUCAUGGCCUACUUCAACAGCUGCCUCAACGCCGUCAUCUACGGCCUGCUCAACCAGAACUUCCGCAAGGAGUACAAGACCAUCCUGCUGUCCCUCUGCACGCCCAGGAUGUUCCUGGCCGACACGUCCCGGUGCGGCACCUUCCAGGAGGGGCUGAAGAGCAAGCCCUCCCCUGCCGUGACCAACAACAACCUGGCAGAGAUCCAUCUGUGAGAUGAGAGUCUCAGGGCCACCUGUUCAAAAUGUUAUUUUUUUUCAGAUGUUCAUAUGGUUUACACUAGAGGAUGACAUUUUUCGGGAAUUCCCGUGGGUCCCGCGGGUCCUGCGGGAUUCCCGCGGGAUGGGAGUCAAAAUUCAAAGAUGAACGGGAGCGGGCAGGAGCGGGAAUAAAGAUGAAUGGGAGCGGGCAGGAGCGGGAAUAAAAAUGAACGAGAGCGGGAAUGCUCGCUUAUUUUUUCAUUAAAAAAAGCCUCGUUUUUUUGAUGAAACGGGAGUGGGAUUGAUUUUGAGUGGGAGUGGGCAGGAUUGGGAAACAUUCUUUUCAGGAGUGGACAGGAUGGGAUUUGUUUCUUUUACUCCAGUCCGGGAUAGGACGGGAUGGGAUUUUUUUUCUGGGACCGGGAUGGGACGGGAGUGAAAAUCCACUCCCAUGUCAUGCUCUAGUUUACACAGCAACGACAUUUUCGGGCGGUGGAAAAUGACAAAAUCUGAAAACGGCUCCCUGUGUGGAAAUCUGGAAAAUGCUCCAUUAUGUCGUUGCUGUCUUCAUAGUUGGAAAUGCAUAGAGGAUGUUACACAUGAAAACACCAUUUGCACAAGCAGAUUACUAGUAGGCCCACUCUAUACUUUGCCUGCAGUCACGAACAGCAACCUGGCAGAGAUCCAUCUGGGAGAUGAGACUAGGGGGGCCUGUUUGAAAAAAAAAUGUCAGAUGUUCAUAUCGUUUACACAGCAACAGCAUUUUUUUAGGGGCUUGUUUAUACCUGUAUUGACAGGACAGUGUGAUAUGGUGACAGGAAGUAAGUGGGAGAGAGAGAUGAGGGAGGAUCGGGAAAUGACAUCGGGCCGGAAUCAAACCCGGGUCCCCGGUGUAGUAGUGCAGUGCCCUAACAGUUUGAGCCACGGCAGGGCCAAUGGCACUUUUUUUUUUUGCUUGGGGUCAGAAAGUAAAAACCAUGCCACAAAUUUGAUCCAACGCGCUCUCUGAGUCAGCUGAUUGUAAUGCUCAGUGAAGUCACUUGUUUUGAAACUGGACUGUGGACACCUCUGAUGAGAAGAGACUAACUGUCGAUAAGGCCUCACAAACUGUUAACGUUUCAAUGUGUGGAACUAUGUCGAGACACCACAUUGUGCCUUUGUUUUCUAUUUUAGGUCAGUCAAACUGAUGUGUUUUUUGGUGGGGAGUAUUAUCUAUUGUGUGCCAAAAGUAUCUCUUGCAAGUAUUCUGUGUCUUCAUUGAAAAUCGAAUAUUUGCCCGAAGACAGAUCCAUUGUUCCGAUCAGAUAAGGAAAUAUCCCCGACAUGUUUUCACUGUUACAUAUCCACAACAAUAACGGCCCCCCUGCCUUGAGGGUAUGGUGGACAAAAUGAAAACCAGGGAGAAACCCAGGGAGGGAAACAGAACAUUGAACACUGAUGCCGUUUCCAAAGACUUUGGAAUUACAACAGAUGGCCAGUAUUUUUUUUUCUUUGCAGGGGACACGUUAAAUCAUUUUAUUCCACUUUAGUAAAUCCUCCCCAGUCCUGUGAACAGGAAGACUAAUGAGAUUCAGAUCAAGCGGAAACCAUAUCAUGAUGCAUACGGUAGUGGAAGCAGCUGAACACAUGUCCUCCAAACUGAGACGCAUCCAGAGAUGUUUUGCCAUUGUGAACCCUACAUCAAUCUACAGUAAAGAGCAUGUUGCAUUGACAUGAAUAAAGUUUGUA